AAGAGCCCCUCGGACGCUGCCCUGGCAUGGCUUCUGACGCUGCGAGCAGCCCUCAGUUCAAUGCUUUCAAGGACGCUCUCGCCCGUCGCGUCAUCUCUAGACCUGGCUUCGACGACGGCUCAAGCGACCCCGGCGAGCUCGACGACUUCGCGUCCUACCUCGCCGCCGAGGUCUGGCCGACACUUCCAGAGCCUCUGCGGAACGCGACAUACCAGACCCGAGACUCUGUGCCUGCCGCGGAUGACCUCUCUCUGGACAGCACCCCGACGACCUUCGUCGACAGCCUGACCUCGUGCGGCAUGUGCGACGACGUGGACAGCGCGCUCUCGUUCCUGCGCAAGAUUCUGGAAGACUAUGUCUCCGAAGCGUGCGCGCCGCCGCCCGUGUGGUCCAGGACGCGGACGACAGAGUGUGAGAUCUGCGAGCGCGAGGUCCCGCUGACGUACCACCACCUCAUCCCGCGCGAGGUGCACGCAAAGGCGCUCAAGAAGAAGUGGCACCCGGAGGAGAUGCUCAACUCGGUCGCAUGGCUCUGCAGGCCGUGCCAUUCGACCGUCCACCGCGUCGCGAGCAACGAAGAGCUUGCAAAGAGCUGGUACACUGUGGACACUUUGCUUGAAAGAGAAGACAUUCAGCGCUGGAGAGCUUACGCCUCGAAGCAGCGAUGGGGUGUGCGAAGAGGCUAGAUGCUUGCUAGCUCGCGGCGACCGAUCUUGGCACUCCAAGACUCGUACCAGCAGAUCAAACAUAAUACCCUUUCCAUGCUCCUUUGAAGUUGCAUCCUGGUGAUGUCGCUACAAUGAAUCGCCGCCAUGAACGACCUUGUCCUCCAACGCUCGCAACGUCCCCAGUCCCUUGGUCGUCUCCGCACCCAAACACCUGCACUGGCGCACUUUCGCGCCACGCUCAGGCCUCCAGCAACUCCAGAGGGUCCGGAAAUCUGGGAAGCCGCGCCUCGAUGACCGGUGGGAGCAGCGCUGGGAAGGUGCGCGCGCCCCUCGCAGGGAGACCGACGCGCCUGCCAGCGUCCGCAGAGCGCCAUGUCGCUCGUGUUUCUCUGCAUCACCCGACGCCCCCCCUCCCCCCAGGCCAUCGACUUCCGUCCGCCUUGCGCAAGAGUACGACGCUCUUUCGAAGUGAGAGUUUGACGAAGAGGCUCUGCUGUCCCCGUGCCGUCCCCGAGUCUUGCGCCCCCUUUUCUGGCGGGACGAACUAGUCCCGUCGCAGGUGAUGUGCCACUGCCGGAUACAUGUAUUCGGAGCGGGAAAUAUAAAUCAUAUUGAAAC
Molecule: messenger RNA, 1286 nt
Organism: Phanerochaete carnosa HHB-10118-sp
Lineage: Eukaryota; Fungi; Basidiomycota; Agaricomycetes; Polyporales; Phanerochaetaceae
Exons: 2
Coding region: 27-686 (219 amino acids)
Source: RefSeq, a predicted model, not a curated record